UCCAUAGCUCAAAACUCAUUUACGUGACCAAAAAAAAAAGGUACUACGAAGAAGUUUCAAAUUUUCUCUUGUUGAUUCUUGAUCAUCAAAAUUAUCAAAUCAAUGGCAUUUUCAGAGCCAGGAGUCAUAUGCAAGAAGCAUCCACAACACAAACAACAACCAGGAGUAUGUUCAUGUUGUCUAAGAGAAAAACUCUCCAAGAUUAAUGGAACAUCUACAAUUGCUACAAUUUCUUCAAUACCUUCUUCUUUAUCCUCCUCCGCUUCCUUGUCCAAUUGUGCCUCGCCACGUGGCGGGGUAGGACACCGUCGGAUCACAUCCGACGUCACCGGUGGCCACUAUUCGUUCAUUACGCUAGCGGCCACCGGUGGAGGAGGAGGAGAAGGAUUGAAGAAGAGUAGAUCAAUAGCAUUUGUUGCUAGAGGAGGUAGAGCUGGAAUUAAUGGGAAGAAGAAGAAAGAAGGGUUUUGGUCAAAGUUGAUCCGGUCAACGGGGAAAAGGACCAAAAGGGCUAUUGUUCAUUGAUGAGUUGGAUAUAAUGUUUUUAUUAGGUGGAAUUCAAGAAAAUGUUAGGCAAUGAGUUAGGUGAAUACUUUGUAAUUUAGUGAUCAUUUGUAAUUUAGUGUUGGUAUUUGCACAUGUAAUCGUACAAAAGAGAUAAAGAAUCAUUUGAUUUA
Molecule: messenger RNA, 677 nt
Organism: Lycium ferocissimum
Lineage: Eukaryota; Viridiplantae; Streptophyta; Magnoliopsida; Solanales; Solanaceae
Exons: 1
Coding region: 103-525 (140 amino acids)
Source: RefSeq, a predicted model, not a curated record